This is a messenger RNA of Alligator sinensis (Chinese alligator), 1617 nucleotides long. RefSeq names its product calcium and integrin binding 1 (gene CIB1). The record is from RefSeq and is a predicted model, not a curated record. NCBI's taxonomy places the organism in Eukaryota, Metazoa, Chordata, Crocodylia, Alligatoridae. Gene Ontology annotation, molecular function: calcium ion binding. The transcript has 6 exons. The annotation marks the transcript as partial.
UGCCCGCAGGAGCUGACGUUCCUGACCAAGCAGGAGAUCCUGAUCGCCCACAAGAGAUUCAGCGAGCUGGUGCCCAAGGAGGAGAGGGAUCAAAUCCUGUCGGCGCGGGUCCCCAAGGACAAGGUCGUCACGCUGCCUGAGCUGAGGGCAAACCCGUUCCAGCACCGGAUCUGCCGAGUCUUCUCCACGGCGGAUGUUGGGGACGACAGCCUGUCCUUUGAGGACUUCCUGGACAUGCUGAGCGUCUUCAGUGAUGCCGCCACCUCGGAGAUCAAGUCCCACUACGCCUUCCGCAUCUUCGAUUUUGAUGAUGACGGGACGCUGGACAGGAAGGACCUGGAGAACCUGGUGAAUUGCCUGACAGGGGAUGCAGACGGGACCCGGCUGAGCACCUCGGAGAUGGACCAGCUCAUCCAGAACAUCCUGGAGGAGUCCGACAUCGACAAGGAUGGGACCAUCAACCUCUCGGAGUUCCAGCACGUCAUUUCCCGCUCGCCUGACUUCGCUAGCUCCUUCAAGAUUGUGCUGUGAUGGCUCCUGCAGCCCAUCUCCCCCCUGCCCCACCCCAGCCUGCUGCAGAGCUCGGCGCUGGCCCUGCACAGCAGCUGGCCCCUUCCUCUUCUCGUGACCAAAGCCAAUGCCUGGGCAAUGCCGGCGCCUGUCCUAGUGCCUUACACCAGCCCCGCGGGCUGUGCCUCCUGCGCUCCUCCUGCUGCACGGGGGAGGGACGCAGGCUUCUUUCUCUGCUGCAGCCCAGCUCAAGCUGCCCUUGUUCUCACACAGCCUCAGGCCUGGAGAUCCAAGCAGGGGCUACCGGGCCCAGGAUAGAGCACAGCAGGCUGGGACGUGCAGUCUCCAGGGCCACGUGUACUCCCUGCCUCUCGUGCUGAUUGAGGUGUAGCCCUUAGCUGGGCACAACACUGACACCCUACACUGGAGCAGAGAUCUCUUGCUGGGAGACUGUCACCUCCUGCUCCGUGUGAAUCCCAAGCACCAAUUUGUGCCUUCCAUGAGCAGCCUGGGAGCUACAGCUCUGGCAGGGCUCCUGCUGGCACUGUCCCUCCUCGCUGCCUCCUUGGGGUGGUCUGAGGCCACAGCCCAGGCUGUAGCAAACCUGCCUCAUUUCUCUAAGCAAUAAUGUACCCAGCACUUUAAACGUCCUGGCUCAACAAUGUCACAUCCCGUGCCGGAGGUCACUCAGGUCAGCUCCCCGGGCACAGUAGCCAGAGUCCAGUUCCAGGCAGAGGUUUGCCGAGGGGAUGGCAUAUCAGUAGAAGGGGCUCUCUGUGCCCCUUCUGGCCUGCCCUGGCCCCUGCCCCCGCAUGCUGCACCUACCUCUCCACAGAGCACAAGCCAAGAGCAGCCUGGUGCCGCGGUCUCUCCACCGUUCCCUUGCUACUGGCCAAGGGAAGGCUGUGGCUGCAAGGCAGAACCCAUCCCCGCUGGCCUGCACUGUGCCGGUGAACACUCAGGGUGCUGAGACUUCUCACCUCCUUUCUAAUGUAUUUUGAAGCAUCUGGCACUGGAUUCAGGCCCUGCCCGUGGUGGGCCUGGCGCUCCCCCCACCCCUUCCCCAUGCAUCAUUGCAAACAGCAUCAAUAAAGAGCUGGAAUCUCA